Molecule: messenger RNA, 2583 nt
Organism: Papaver somniferum (opium poppy)
Lineage: Eukaryota; Viridiplantae; Streptophyta; Magnoliopsida; Ranunculales; Papaveraceae
Exons: 4
Coding region: 1-2583 (860 amino acids)
Source: RefSeq, a predicted model, not a curated record
AUGACAGUCGGUGAAAAACACACCAUUAGCAGUGUUCAUACACUUGCUCAGGAAAAUUCUGCUGUUAUACAUGAAAUUCGAGAUCAAUUGAUGCUUCUCGCUAAUGAAGCAGCUACUCGUCGUGCUGAGACAAAUGAUAACUUCGAUAGAAUCUUCACUGCCUUACAAAACCUUCUUCCUCCUGCAACUGAUGAACCAGCUGAGGAAAUUCUGGAUCCAGAUAUAGUUGAUAUGGAUGCAAUUCAUUUUGAUUCUAAAGUAGAUCCAUGGUUCUUAAAUUAUCAACAAGGUAAACAUGAAAUGUCUUGGGAUUCAUUUGUUCAAGCUCUGUGUAUUCGAUUUGAGGAUGUAGCAACUGAUAAUUAUGUUGGUAGCUUUAACAAAUUAUCUCAGAUUACUACUGCCGAAGACUAUUAUGAUCAAUUUGAGCAUUACAAAGCCUAUAUGGUAGCCAAUAAUCCUACAUUACCCGAGUCCUUCUAUACCUUGAUCUUUAUUAGUGGUUUGAAAGAUGAAAUUCGUACCACAGUUCAAAUGUUUCGACCAAAGGAUACUUCUAGAGCCUUUUACUUAGCAAGAAUGCAACAAGCUUCACUUAUGAGCUCUUCUAGACCUGUAAAAAACCCUGCUAGGCCAUUCUUUCCAUCACCCAUUUCAAUUCCUCCAAACCCAUCCACCUCUAAACAAUACUUCUCUUCCUCCUCUAAUUUUCAUAAACCUUCUACUUCCUCUGCACCCCCAUUCAUUACUCAUCCUACCGCACCCACUAAAACUGAUCCACCACUCCCAUCUGUAAAAAAACGUACCCCUCAACAAAUGAAGAUUCGCAGAAAUAAGGGCCUAUGCUACAACUGUGAUGAGUUAUACAUGACUGGUCAUGUUUGUAAAACUCAACAGUUAUUUAUGCUUGUUGCUGGUGAAGAAAACCUCAGUGAUCACAGUGAUGUCUCGCCAGAGGAACCUAUGGCAGAUUCUCCCUCUAGUUCUGACACCAUUAUGGAGAUUUCGCUACACGCCUUAACAGGCCAAUCUGUUCAGGACACUAUUCGUAUUUCAGGACAUCUCCAUCAACAAGCUAUCAUGGUUUUGAUUGACAUGGGAAGUACGCAUAGCUUCAUCGAUUCUCACUUGGCUGACAAGCUUAAUGUUCACAUUUCACCUACAGCUCCUAUGCUUGUAACUGUUGCCAAUGGAGAUAGCACCAUCAGCAAGGGUAUGUGUCGUAACCUUCACUGGGAAAUGCAGGGUUAUAACUUUUCUAAUGAUUUGCGCGCUCUUCCUCUCGGCGGCUGGUUGUCACAUUACUUUACAAGGUCACUCUCUAAGCCUUCACUCAGUCUUUUAAGUGCUACUUCUUUUAAGAAAUUUAUCAAAAGUAAGGCACCUACCUUAAUAGGCCAGUUUUUCCAUGUUCAUGCUACCCCUAUGCAACUAAUUCCUAGUGAGGUUUCUACUUUAAUAGACUCUUUUUAUGAUGUCUUUUCAAAACCUACACAACUACCACCUUCUCGUCCACUGGAUCAUAGGAUUCCACUUAAACCUAACUCCACACCCCCUUCUCAGAGACCAUACAAAUGCCCCUUCAUUCAUAAAGCUGUUGUGGAACAACUGCUCAAUGACUUGACUGUGAAGGAUAAAUUUCCAAUACCCUUAAUUGAGGAGCUGUUAGAUGAGUUGAAUGGUGCAGUUAUCUUUACGAAGCUUGAUUUAUUGUCAGGUUAUCACCAGAUUUUGAUCUACCCACCUGACAUCCCCCAAACUGCUUUUCGCACCCAUCAUGGACACUACGAGUUUCGUGUCAUGCCAUUCGGCCUCAUGAAUGCACCUGCGACAUUCCAUGCAUUGAUGAAUGAAGUUUUUCAACCAUUUCUUCGCAAGUUUGUACUUGUCUUUUUUUACGACAUUCUUGUAUACAGUUCUUCCCUUGCAGAUCAUUUGAAACACCUUACUCUGGUUUUUUCUUUGUUACGCCAACAUUCUUUGUAUGCCAAAUUCUCCAAGUGCAGUUUUGCUCAGCCACAACUCGAGUACUUAGGACAUAUAAUCACUGGAAAUGGUGUAGCUGCAGACCCUGAUAAGGUUGCUGCUAUGGUUAGCUGGCCUCAACCAACAACAUUGAAACAGCUAAGGAGUUUCUUAGGGCUGACUGGUUAUUAUCGAAAAUUCAUAAAGGGGUAUGGUAAUAUAUGCAAGCCGUUGACUGAGCUGUUGAAGAAAGACUCAUUUAUCUGGAAUGAUGAUGCAACAACAGCCUUCUCCGCUAUCAAAUCAGCAAUGAAUCAAGCUCUAGUUUUGGCCUUGCCGGACUUCACCAAACCAUUUACCUUAGAGACUGAUGCAUGUUCACGGGGUGUUGGUGCAGUACUUCUACAAGACAACAUGCCAAUUGCAUUUUAUAGCAAACCCUUAGGCCCCAAGGCAUUGGCUUUGUCUACUUACGAGAAAGAGUUUUUGGCCAUUGUAAUGGCAAUUCAUAAAUGGAGGUAUUAUCUCUCCCAUAAUCAGUUUAUCAUCAACACCGACCACCAAAGCCUGAAGUAUCUUAUGGAACAAAAACUAUCAUCAGCACUGCAACAGAAAUGA